Molecule: messenger RNA, 3947 nt
Organism: Nilaparvata lugens (brown planthopper)
Lineage: Eukaryota; Metazoa; Arthropoda; Insecta; Hemiptera; Delphacidae
Product: nuclear envelope phosphatase-regulatory subunit 1
Exons: 4
Coding region: 228-608 (126 amino acids)
Cellular component (GO): cytoplasm; Nem1-Spo7 phosphatase complex
Source: RefSeq, a predicted model, not a curated record
CAACAUAACCUAAAAAUAAUCUUGUGAAAAUUCAGUGUUUUAGGUUAUCUUUACUUCUUGUAUUCUAUUAUAGUCAAUAGUAUAGUAUAAAAAGCAUAGACACUCUAAUGCGAUUACAAGCAAAUAAUUUUUAAAUUGGAAGUUGAAGGCUAAUAAAAAAGUGUAGUAUUAUAAACGUUUUAGGUCUAAAUUAUAAACAACCAAUCAUUGCACCAAAACGGUUAAACAUGUCUGUGGAGCAGACAGCUUGUGAGGAUCUGAAAGCAUUUGAAAGACGUUUAACCGAAGUCAAUGCUUGUCUCCGGCCUGCCACAAUAAGAUGGAGAAUUAUUUUGUUCCUGAUAUCAGUGAGUACGGCGGUUGGAGCUUGGUAUUGGCUUAAAGAUCCAAACUUAUCCGCUGUCUCCUUCACGCAAAGUCUUCUCAAUCAUCCUUUCUUCACAAUAUCCUGUAUGACAUUGAUUUUCCUGUUCACAAUCGGCAUCCAUAAACGAGUGAUUGCUCCGUCGAUUAUCAUCAGUAGAACUCGAAUUGUUCUCAACGAUUUCAACAUGUCCUGUGACGACACCGGAAAACUUAUCUUGAAACCUCGACCUACACUCACAUGACACGAAUGUAGAAUCAAAUGAACCUAAUCACACAGAUUUAGCAAAAUUCGCUCGCUGUUCCGCCUAAGAUUUCUCGAGAAGAUUGAUUUAUGUUUCUUGAGGAGAAUAGACUCAGGAUUUAAUUCUCCUCUCAAGGUAUUCAAUUAGUUUACAACUCCAAAAUCAAAGAGGAGAACAUUUUGAGUGUCCUGUGUGUUUCCUCCACUAUAAUCAUUGUUAGAAAUUGCUGAAACAUCACAGAAAAUUGGAGGCGUGUUCUUUAAAUUCAGUAGGAAAAUUAAAAAAAUUCAGCAGAACAAAUUUUUUCCUCCUCAGGUACAGAUUUUCCCCCAUCAAGUGUUUACAUUCAGCAUUCAAUCAAAAUGACAAUUAAUCAGCACAAAAGAAUUUUUAUGGCAUGACCGACCACUUUCCCAACAUUUGUACCUGAUUAGGCAUUAUUUAUUACAAUUUAAUUUAUAGAAAUGCAAGCCGAUAACAUUGUAAUGAACGCCCACGGAUAAUAAUCAAAACAAUGACACUCGCAAAAAAACUUGACAAAUAGUGACCAUAAUUUAUUGAGAUGAGCUGUCAAUGGGGUGUACAAUUUCAAGUUAUAGGGUCCGUAAUCAAAUAUAAAAAAAAUUCUGAGUAGUUGUGAAGGUGAGAUGUGUUAGUUAUCCAUACUGAAUAGAAAUACUAGAUAUUGUCCAACCAUAGAUUUAUUAAAAAUCAAGAUACCGGUUUCGGUUGUUAAACCAUUGUCAAUCUCUGGUGAAUAUAAAGAAAAUGAAGUGUAUACAAGUCUAUCUUAUUGGAUUAUGAAUUAUUAUUAUUCUAAGACAAAACCAUAGUCUAUGAUCUAUUAUAUUAAGCUGAACCUUAAAUUGAGUAACAGAGCUUCAAGAAGAUCAAUUACAAAACAUAAUCAACUUACAAAUGCCAGAACUUUAGAAGAAUACUUUCAUUUCCUAUUUAAUUGUCUACAAUAGGGGAGAGUCCGGUCCCACAAGAUGUCAAAUUAUCAAUCUAUAACUAAAUAAUAAAGUGGAUAGUAAAAUUACAAAAUGUAUUUUGGGUUUAAGCAAUAAUUGCUUCACGUUAGAGAAGCCUCGUAUUUUAAUGUCAGUUUUUUUGCAAGACAAAAUUGAUUGUAGCUUUUCACAACUAACAGUAUUUUUCGUUAAUAGCUCCUUCCUUAGGAAACCAAAUUCAUCAAAUCAGGAAAAUGACUGAUUUUGAUUUGAAUCUUGGGAGUCUCUUAUUUCAAUCUCAGUUGUUUUGCAAGACUAAAUUGUUUGUAGUUUUCUGCAACUAACAGUGUUUUUCGUUGAUAACUCCUUCCUCAGGAAACGAAAUUCAUGAAAUCAGGAAAAUGUUAACUGAUUUUGAUUGGAAUCUUGAGAGGUGUUCUUUGAUUGAUCUUCAUUGAUUCCCUGGGUGUUUCUGUACGAUUCUUUCACAGCUUCUCUCAUUUUUGCUGAUGCUUGCACAAGCACAUCCCGUCUUCCUUCUUUUAGUAAUGGAGCAUUCCUCCUCACAGCAUUCAGGUUAACCUCACUCACGUCAAUAUUAUUGGAAACAGGAACGGACUUGAGCUCUUAGAUUGUGCACUGAUGUUCAGACUCUCUCUCACUCUGGGCGUUCUCUUUUAGAUCGGGCUGCUAUUUCAUUUCAUUUUCUAUCAUCCAUUGAUUGCCUAUGGAAGGGGAAUGUAGAUAUUAUUAAGUUUUAGGGUAUUUAUUUAUUUAACAUUGAUGGAAAACACAAAAUCAUUGGAAAUUGAAGUAUUGUUGAAUUUUUGGGAAUCUUCAAUGUAAUCAUAGUUUAUAAUCUCAAAACAUCACUGCGAAUCAAUAGCAUAAUUUUUAGAUUGAAUAGAAAUAUCAGAAAAUGUCAUCAGAGCGAGUUUUAACCUCUAGAUAUACUUAAUUCCUUAUCAAGUGUUAUGUUGUUGCUCAUGAGUGUGGAUAUUUCAAUUAGGCGUGAAUUUCGUGUUGUAUUAUAGUUAAUUGUCGAAGUAAGUACAGAGUUAUGCUUCAAUUUGAUAAUGAAAACCAUUUACAAUGCCGAACAUUGCAUUUCAAAAACUAGUUUGGUGAUUCCAAGUAAAAACGUUUUAAUUUUAUUCGUUGAAAAAUGUUUCAUCGUAGUUUGUAAAACAUUUACUCAGUAAGUUAGAAAAUAUUUAUGUAUAAAAUAGAAAGAAGUUAAACAUGUGAAAAUAUUUUUUAAUACUUAUAAAAAAGAAUACAUGUGAAAAAUUUAUACGGUAUUUUAGAAGCAGAUUUCAUGAAAUUUCGGAUAUCAUAGAAUCGAUGAUAGCAUGCUUUCUUUGGAAAAAUCACUGUGUAUCACUGGAUCGAUUUUUUCAAAUAAUGAAUUGGAAUGUUUGAAAAUAAGAUACAACUCAUUUUAAGAUUAUAAUGCAAAUAAGACAAUGAGAAAUCGUCGGCUGAAUGUUUUGAGUGGCUAAUUUUAAUUUGGUCAAAAUGGGAUUACAUAAAUAUAUAUUCAAUUAAAUAUAUUAUUCUUUUAAAUCUUCUAUAAUCAAUUAAUAUAGUAUUAUUAAAAACUUCCAAUAAAUCUCUACAAACUCAAAAAAAUGUGUAAAAGUAUUUCUUCUGAAAACGAUAAAUACACUGUUCUUUCAAUUUUUGCUAGAACCUCAAAAAAACAAUAAACUUAUAAAUGUUGUAAAUCAAUUUGAAACAAAUUUCAAUACCUCGUAGUUUUUUAUUAUAAAAUAAUAUAUAGUUGUAAAUAAAGAUCAUGUAGAUUUCUCUUGUGUUUUGAAAUGCAUAUUUUGCUGCUUUUAUCAAGGCUAUUAUAUUUUCUUUCUAUUUGAUAUCCAUUUUUCAAUAACUGACUGUGGCUUUUAAUCUACAUCUUCAAUUUUUAUUUAUUCUAAUUAAUUUAUUUUUAAUUAUUUAUUUUUUAUUCAUGGCACAACUGGUAAAUUUUCCAAAGUCUGUUGAAUGCUUUGAGACAGUUGCGAAAUGUUAGGUUUAUAUGAACAGAAUCAUUUUCCUUGUGUUUCGGGAUUUCAAGUUUUUAUCUAUUGAUAAAGCGCUUACAAUAUUGCUUCUGGUUUUUCUCCUGAUAUAUUCUCGUUGUAAUGCAUUAUAGCAUAGGUUAUCAAUUUGAAAAGUUGAAACAGUUAUGAGAACGUUCAAUAUAAUAUGUAUUAUCUUGUUUCAGUCCUUUACACUAAAAAUUUAAAUUCCUGUAAAUUUCUAUUUUAAAAUUCAGAGGCAACAGGUUGAAACCUAAACCGCAACUUCAACAUAGGUUAACAGAACUACUUUAUACGUAUUGUACGGAUUAGUAUUGAACUUAAUAAAUUAUUUUCAUUUUUAA